AUGGCAGCCGCAGCGACGGUCCGGGCGGCGCUCCAGCAGAUCUAUACGUCCAAGCGCGUCCAGUGCGUCGUAAGCGUCUCGGGCGGCGGUGGCAGCGCCGUCGGUGAGAUCCUCGGCACCUGCGGCGCGUCGUCCACGCUCCUCGAAGUGCUCGUGCCCUAUCAUCGUGAGAGCAUGGCCGACUUCCUGCAAGUGCCUGGCACGCAGCUCGAGACGCUCGGCUUCUCGAGCAAAGACGUGGCGACGCUCAUGGGCAAGAAGGCGCUCGAACGCGGGCGGCGGCUCGUGCCCCUCGACGAUGCGGCCGCAUGCAUCGGCAUUGGGUGCACGGCCGCCUUGGUGUCGUCCGAGCCGCGCCGGGGCUCGCACCGCGCCUUUCUCUCACUUCACACGGUCGACGCCAUCCAUCACUUCAAGCUCGAGAUGGAGAAGGGCGCGCGCACGCGCAAGGAGGAAGACGAGUGCGUCGGGCACCUUGUCGUGCUGGCGCUGGCCAAAGCCGCCAACGUUGACAUGGCGCUGCAAGCGUCCCUGCGCGAGCUCUGCACGUCGCACACGGGCGACUCGCUCGUGGAGGACGCGCCCAUCGCCACGCUGACGACGUCCGGCUUGCAGCUGCCGACCGGCCCGCACGAGACCGUCGCGUACUUGCCGCCGGCGACGAUCCUACGGGACAUGCCAUGGCGCCGCAUGCUCGUCGUGCCAGGCUCCUUCAACCCGAUGCAUGUGGGCCACACGCAAAUGGCGGCGACGGCGCAGGCUGCGCUGGCUGCCGCUUCGGGCGAGCCGCCACGCCGCAUUCUGUACGAGCUCUCGGUGCGCAACGCCGACAAGGGAAGCGUCGGCGGGGACGCGCUCCAGGCCCGCGUCCAGGCGAUUGUGUCGGAGCAUCACGCGGCAGUCGUGCUCACGAAUGCGUCGCUCUUCCUCGAGAAAGCAGCGCUCUUCCCUUCGUGCGCGUUUGUCAUUGGCGCCGACACGGCCGUACGUCUCCUCGACCUCAGGUACUACGACCAGAGCCAGGAAGCGCUGUGGGCCGCGCUCGCCCGCAUAUCGUCGCUCGGGUGCUCAUUUGUGGUCGCUGGUCGACAGGUCGGCGACGCCUUCGUGGCCGCCGAGACUGUCGUGUCGCAGGUGCCCGCCCCGUUCCAGUCGCUGUUUGUGCCAAUGCCCGAGACGUCGUUCCGCAAUGACAUUUCGUCCACGGCGCUGCGCACGGCCAGGGAUGCGUAG
Saprolegnia diclina VS20 is the source of this 1233-nucleotide messenger RNA. RefSeq lists its product as hypothetical. Gene Ontology annotation, molecular function: nicotinamide-nucleotide adenylyltransferase activity; ATP hydrolysis activity. NCBI's taxonomy places the organism in Eukaryota, Oomycota, Saprolegniomycetes, Saprolegniales, Saprolegniaceae. Gene Ontology annotation, cellular component: cytoplasm; nucleus. Bases 1 to 1233 code for a protein of 410 amino acids. The record is from RefSeq and is a predicted model, not a curated record. The transcript has 3 exons.